UGCUAGUUGUUUCUCCAGUUGUUCUCUUUUCGACUACAUCCGAGCUGAAACUUCUUUCGAUCGUCUCUCUGUAGUCUGUACAGUCAGCUGCCACUAUGCCUUCGCUUCAUAUUGCAGUUUUGGUCGCUUUUACUUUAGUUGUUUCCAUUAAGUGUGGGAAAGGACUAGAUGAUCCACAAGUUUCUCUGAAAGAUAGAGAACAUAUUAUACCCUGGAAAUCAGAGGAUGAGUUUGCUGCAAUCAUUCGACAAGGAAUGAACAUUGGAACAACAGGGAAGACGGUUUUGAGUUUAAUUUUGCCUGAACUUUUGAAAUUAGGUUCAAAUAUGACAUUGUCUUCUCGAUGCGUAGCAGGAUUGGUGAGUUUCAUAAAAGGCCUAACAACGUACCAGCCUUGGGCUUUGGAAAUUAUUGAUGCAUCUGCAAAGAUAGAAAGUGGGCUUUUGAAAGGUAAAUUCAGUUUCAUUGGAUCAUACGACGAAUGCUUGAAUGUCCACAUCCCGGAUGAAAUUGCAUUGUCCUCAAAUGCUGUUCUUUCUGAUGUCAAAGGUCAAUAUUGCUCCGUUGUUCUACAACCAAAACUUCCCCAAAUGAACAUAACUGGAGAAGAGAAUGACACCUUGAAGUUAGAUACACUUGUUAGUUUUCAAGACAUAAAGAGGGGAGGAGAAGCUCUUGCUUCUAUGGGUGUAGAAGAAGGUUUAUCUUCUAUCCUUGGGUAUCGUAUUGGAGUGUGUAUUCCGAAUUCGUGCUCCCUUCUCGACUUGAAUGUUUUACUGAAAAAUGCGCUAGCACUUGUUCCCGUCGUCGAAGCAGCUGCAAUUAAGUGCGAAGUAAACGAUACUCCUCAACUGACAGCAGCACAGAUAUUAAUUACGGUACUUUUUAGUCUUCUUCUUCUUCUUCUUGUUCUCGGUACCUUACUAGACAUCCUAUUGAAUCAACAGAAAGAAACAGGGGACAAUAAUGAUAAUGCAACGCCAGUUUUGGAUAGUAAAGUAUCGAAAGUUCUUCUUUGUUUUUCUGUGUAUACAAAUGGAAAGAAAAUCUUGAAUACAAAAACAACUUCUGAAACUAUGGGGGCACUGCAUGGAAUCCGGUUUCUGAGUAUGACAUGGGUGUUACUUGGGCAUACCUAUGGUUUCCUCAAUUUUCAGGCAAUUGAAAACAUCGCGGAUGCUGCAGAAAUUACGAAGAAUUUUGCUUUCCUUGUGGUGUCUAAUGCUACAGUUUCGGUUGACACAUUUUUUUUCUUGAGCGGUUUUCUGGUAGCCUACGUUACUUUAAAGACGAUGCAGAAGAACAACGGUCACUUGAGUUUACCCUUAUAUUACUUUCAUCGAUUUUGGAGACUUACACCACCUUACGCCUUGGUAAUCGCCUUCACUGUUGUUUGGAGAAUCAUGUCACGUGGUCCAUUUUGGGACGAAAUGGUUAUAGUACAAGCGGAGAAUUGUAGAAAAAACUGGUGGGCAACGCUUUUGUAUGUCAGUAAUUUCGUCAACUCUGAAGAAAUUUGCCUAGGUCAUGGAUGGUAUCUCUCCAAUGACAUGCAGUUUUUCGUGUUGACUCCUUUGAUUAUCAUACCUAUUUACAAGUGGCCGAUUGCAGGACUAAUUAUCAACUUCCUUUUCCUAUUGGCAGCCACGAUAACUCCAGGAGUACUUAACUCUGUGAACAAUUUCCCACCUAAUAAUGUGUUAGGAGAAGAUGUUAAGAGAAUGAUGGAGCAAUUCCGAAUGAUUUACACCAAACCGUACUGUCGUAUGGGACCUUACUGCGUAGGCAUUUUUGCAGCCUACUUACUUUUGAAGCACAGGAAUAUAAAAAUCAAACCGAUCUUUCAAGUCAUUGGAUGGUGCUUAGCCAUUGCUUGUAACCUUUCUGUAAUCUAUGGCAUCUAUCCGUGGAACAAAGGUAAUCUGCCCAGUAACGAGGUGGCAGCACUGUACACAGCCACACAUCGAACAGCGUGGUCCUUGGGCGUAGCAUGGUUGACUGUAGCUUGCGUGACAGGACAUGGUGGUCCUGUCAACGCUCUUUUGUCUUGGAAAGCCUUCAUCCCUUUAGGGCGAUUAAGUUAUUUAACCUAUCUUUCGCACCCAUUGGUAAUGUAUUAUAACUUUGGACGCCGUAGAGGGAGCUUUUACUUUUCCCAUUACAAUGCGGUAUAUCUGUUUUUUAGCUACUUAGUUGUGUCUGUGGCAGUAGCAUUUGUUGCUUCUGUGGCGGUUGAAGGGCCGUUUAUGGCGUUAGAAAGGGUGAUACUGCCAAGAGAGAGAAAAACGAAAUCUGAGAAAACUGUGCCGAUGGAGAAUGAAAAAGAAAACAACGGGAGUGUUACUGUGGUGGUUACUAACGAAGAAAAAUCCGGCAUUGAUAACCCAACUUUCACCAAAGGCAAUAUUAAUACUUACAUGUAAUUUGAUUUUCCUUAGAAAACAAAUGGCAUUAAUAAUUGCAUUUGUAAA
Limulus polyphemus (Atlantic horseshoe crab) is the source of this 2471-nucleotide messenger RNA. RefSeq names its product nose resistant to fluoxetine protein 6-like. The record is from RefSeq and is a predicted model, not a curated record. The transcript is spliced from 15 exons. Gene Ontology annotation, molecular function: acyltransferase activity, transferring groups other than amino-acyl groups. The coding region runs from base 96 to 2423 and encodes 775 amino acids. Lineage: Eukaryota; Metazoa; Arthropoda; Merostomata; Xiphosura; Limulidae.